Cryptococcus wingfieldii CBS 7118 is the source of this 3444-nucleotide messenger RNA. Its product is annotated as CAMK/CAMKL/PASK protein kinase. Lineage: Eukaryota; Fungi; Basidiomycota; Tremellomycetes; Tremellales; Cryptococcaceae. Bases 1 to 3444 code for a protein of 1147 amino acids. Gene Ontology annotation, molecular function: protein serine/threonine kinase activity; ATP binding. The transcript is spliced from 5 exons. Gene Ontology annotation, cellular component: cytoplasm; nucleus; cytosol. The record is from RefSeq and is a predicted model, not a curated record. Gene Ontology annotation, biological process: protein phosphorylation; negative regulation of glycogen biosynthetic process; intracellular signal transduction.
AUGGUCGUCACAGCUAUCUCCCCCGUUCACCCCAACCACGCCGACGCCGCUGACGCACUCAAAACUGCCCUGUCUCCCAUCUCGCCCAAACAUCCACCCCCCACUCUCGACUAUGGUCUGCCCGGAACAACGCCCCCGGAUCGCAUGAGCCCUACUGUAGUCACGUCCUCGCCGACGGUCAGUGGCAUCCCAGGGCGAGACGAGUCUGCGGCUGGCCCUUCCAGCCCUAGACCUAUCCCACCGCCUCCGAAUGCGAGGCGCCAUCGAUCAGGGAUAUUGAUGUCUAGGGUGCGAGCAUCUGGAUCAGCCACCAGAUUGCAAGGAGAUGUCUCAGGGAGCAAAAGCCAUGGCGACCUGGUUUCAAUGGCAGCUGCUAGGAGAGACGACGAUGAGCCAGAAAACGGCGAUGUGAUGGAGCAUCUGGGUCAGGACACGGAUGAAGACGAUGAUGAUUUUUGGGAAGGGUAUGAAGGCAGGGGAAGAUUCCGUCCGGCGAGCCGAGAAGGGUGGAAGAGAGUGAUGAGCGAGGGCCGGCACAACAGCGAUGGAGAAUCAUUCUGGGACAACUCAGCCCGGUACUACCACCAUCUGCAUUCUGGGAGGAACUCUCAGUCGCCUUCGAUCUGCACCUCCCCUGAUCAAUCGCCCGUAGCGUCCCAUACCACCUCUCCGAUCUUCGUGCGCCGUAACCUUUCCCUGCCACAGAACGGCUCUGCAGGCGUAUCGGGCUCUGCCAAGUCACUUUCCCCCAACCAACACUUUCUCCAAUCUCACCUACCCCCGACAUUCCCAUCUCCAGUCAACUCGGGCACCAGUCCAGACACGCUCUACCCUGAAUACCAAGGGCCUGCCGCCAUGGUCUUCACGCCUACAACGCAAGAGUGGAAGGAUUUGCAAGAGACGCCGGAGUGGAUAGAGGCUCACGGGGAGAGGGUGGAUGCCAACUUUGCAAGCAGUGAUGAGGAUGAUAGCGGCCAUAGUCGGCAUCAUAGCCUGGAGAAGGAUGAGGGAGAAAGACCCAGGCGAAUACUCAAAAAGUCCAUCUCUGCAGAGUAUCUGGGGCCCGAGGAAACUCAUACUCCAGACCCUGGCUCUCCCCCUUCAGGCGACAAGUCUGCUCCUCUUGCCCCAGUAUACCAGCCGAAUAUCAUCGCCCCGAGCCCCGUUAUGGCGGCGAACCUGAGCAGGCGGUGUAGCGCCCCCCUGACUCUUGGUUCACCCGCUGCCGAGUCCCCGGGGCUUCCGGAUGGUGUGCAGAGCACUGGGGCUCUGGGACUCAAAGACACUUCCGCUUGUCCUACUUCCCCGGUUAAUCAAAGCACCCCCACGCCGGGUGAGGCCGAUCCCGACGAUGUCAUUUUGAACCCCAAUCGAGGUGCGGCUCCUGCAAGGUGGAAUAGUAUAGGCCGACGCGAUUCUCUGCGCUCGGUGACGGAGAAAGAGGCUCCACCGCCUCUUCAGCGAGCCAAGACGAAACGAGAGCUGGAACGGGAGAAACUGUUGAAGAUGGUGGAUGAAGAGCUCGAGGCUGAACAUGAACCUGCUCAGAGUCCGGGUUGGGGCGGCGGUGUUCAGUCUAUCGGCAAGGGAUUCAGCCUAGACAGUGCCAGAAGCCCUGGGACCCCCCCUCCCUCGGAUGUGCCCACUGUGCGGGUCGAUCCCGAUGCGCUCAAUGGCCCAAGCUCUGAAGACCCAGCUGUGAGCAACAAGAAGAGCCCGCCCAAUCCAUUUGAAUCUCAUUUCACCAAGAAGCUCGGCUCGAAACAGCUCACUUCACCUUUCAAGCCUUCUCCCCUCAACGCGUCUCCUAUCGUUGCUCCCGAAGACGGCUCGGUGACACCAUCUACCGCCGCUACCACUCCUGCGGCAGAUGUCACCCUUGAAGCAACUACCCAGUUUAACACCCGUCCAACCACGGAAUCAUCCAGUGAAACAUCCACUGGUCUAGACAGUAUUCGCGAUUACACUCGCGGUAUCGCUGGUUCUCAGCCGCCCAAGCCUGGAGACAUCACUCCACCCAAAUCACCUCGAGUUUCAUCUCGUAAGCGUGAUACCAAUCGCGUCAGUCUUGUGGCUGGCCGAGUGGUGAGACCUUUCGCUCUUCCACCUUCCACCGCCCUCCCUCCUUCUGCCCGGGCGGCCGCAGAGAGCCCAGCUCUCCAAUCCUUCUCCCCGUUCAUCUCGCCCAAUACUGCUCCAUCGACGCCAGCAACGACGACGUUCCCUCGUCUUGAUUCUCAUAUCAGCACAAUCAGUACGGCUCCAAGUACUGGAGUGCCGAGUGAGUGCGGGACACCGACAGAAGAGAAGGCGGCCGGGAUAGGAGGGCGGGGCAUAGAUGACUAUGUCAUUCUGAAGGAGGCGGGUAAAGGAGCUUAUGGGCUGGUGAUGAGGGCAAAGGUGAAGGGCCUCAACGGACAACCAGUUGGUGACGAGGUCAUCAUCAAGUACAUCAUCAAAGCAAGGAUCCUGGCGGAUUGCUGGAAGAAGCACAAGACUCUGGGUCCGAUUCCAGUAGAGAUUCAUGUGAUGGACCAACUCCGUCAAUUGAUAUACACCCCUCCCAAGACGAUGAAUCCCUGGGAUCCAGCUCGACCCCGUCCUGGACAAUUCAAACCUCCUUUUGACAGUGCCGAUUCACUUUCGUCUACCCCAGUCUCGCCCGGCAAAAAAGAUCAAUUGAGCCCGCCUUUGUCGACGGUGCAGAAGCAUAUUACGGAUGAGAUCAAGACGUCGCCCAGGCGAGGUCAUCCCAAUAUCUGCAAACUUGUCGAUUUUUUUGAAGACAGGGAGUUCUACUACCUGGUCAUGCCUCGCUUCGGUACCGGCCUCGAUCUCUUCGACCGCGUAGAGACCCGGCCGUUGGGGCUGGACGCUUUCGAAAUUCGAUCUUUAGCUGGCCAACUCAUCGACGCGGUCAACUUCCUUCACAUCAAUGGCAUCGUACACCGAGAUAUCAAGGACGAAAACGUCAUCCUCGACGGUUCCGGCCAUUGUCAGCUCAUAGACUUCGGCUCUGCCGCUCACUGGCGGCCAGGCAAGAAGUGGGAUACCUUUUCAGGUACUUUGCACUAUGCUUCGCCAGAAAUUUUGAGAGGUGACAUGUAUGGCGGGAAGGAGCAGGAUGUUUGGGCGCUCGGCGUAGUGUUCUACGUUCUGCUAGUAGCCGAAACUCCCUUUUCAGAGAUACCCGAUGAGGUUCUCAAGGGCUUGGAAGAGGGUUAUCAGGCCGAUACGGUUCUGAUGGCUAGGUGCGGAAAUGGCCAUGAAGAAGAAGGCCUGGAAGAUGACGGUGGAGGGCGGCUGGGUGACGCAGCGGAUCUUGUCAGGAGGUGUAUGGAGAUUGAUGCGGCGAACAGGCCCGGUGCGGAGACGUUACUGAAACAUAGAUAUCUCAAAGGGGCCGGGGGCUGGACGGGAAGAAAAGGUUGGAUAGAAGAAUGA